CAAAGUCAGAACACAACGUUCGCGAAAGAUCCUCGACGUCACCUUGCUUCAUUGCAUCCAAGCCGAGAUCCAUUUUCCCUCCAGACCGAACAAACACACAGAGACGAGGUCUCUCAAUGGUACUGUAUGUGCUCAUAAAAACCAUCACUACUAGCUAGCUGGAAGAGACAUCCACAAUUAUAAAUAAUCAUGGCAAAUUCAACAGGUCUUCAUGGUAGCAUGAGGAUAAUCCUCUUGGUGGGAGUCAUCAGUUACUUUACUCGCAAAUACUUUGUGCAUACACUCUUUCCCCAUGGGCUUCCCGUGGAGAUGACGGCCGAGAUGAGGGUGAAACAUGCUCCAGUUGACUCCAGCAACGACAGUCUUCAUACCAAACACGGCAAAUUGACCAAAAUUGCGGAACGUCUCGAAGAGGGCCAAGAGCCAUUGCUGAUAGGACCCGAAACUGUUAUUGUACAACCCAAAACCAACGCGAUCUUUGCCUUUUGCCGUGGCGCCAAACUGGUCCGUCUGGACGAUCUACAACCCUCCCCCGACAACCCGCAGUAUCAAACCGCCAAGGUCACUCUCGCUGCCAACCUCGGCAGUGGUGCUCCUCUGAGUGGAAAAUUCACCCCCGAUGGCAAAACAUUGUACGUCGCAGAUCCCAUUUUGGGAUUGUUCCGCAUUCGAAAUUUUGGAGAAAGCAAUCAAUCCAACAUUGAGAUUGUCGCCAGUCAGGUAGUCGACAAUGACAAAAUCACACCCAUUCUCUUUGCCGAUGAUGUUGACAUUGGACCCAAGACGGGAAAAAUCUACUUUUCUGAUGCCACGGAUGUUGCUCCCGAUCGACUGGUGCGGGAACUGGAUUGGGACGUCAUGUAUGCGAGCAAGGUGGAAUGCAUCCGUGGAAAACGCUCGGGGCGAUUACUGGAAUACAAUCCCGAAACCGAACAGGUCACAGUGCUGGCACGAGGACUAUGGUUUACCAAUGGCGUGGCCGUGGACGAAGAAGAAACCUUUUUGAUUGUGUCCCAAACCUUUGCCAUGCGCUUGUCCAAGUACCAUUUGACGGGACCACAACAGGGCAGUCUGGAAACCUUGUUGGACAGUCAUCAAUUAACCGGUUUUACGGAUGGGGCUGAUUUGAGUUGGGCCACCAGCGGUCCCACGGCGCACAAGGCAUAUGUGGCCGUUCCCACUCCGAUUCUUCCCAUCAUGAAGGUCCUUCAGGUGACUCCCCAUCCUGUGGAUCAAUUCGUUCGGGGUUUGUUGCUGCUGGUUCCAAAAUGGUUGGCACCACCUCCCGUUGACUAUGCUGGUUUUGUCGAACUGGAUUUGAAGACAGGUGAAGUUCGGACGUUUCAAGAUGCCAAUCCGACAGACUUGGAUUUUAUUACUGGCGUCUUUGUUCAGGAUGAUAAAGUCUAUUUGGGAUCGCUGCACAGCAAUGUGGUUGGGGUCUAUGACUUGAGCUAAUAAAUUGCUACCGUAUCAUCAGCGAAGCAAAACAAAAAUAGAUACAUCUGCAGUACAGAAGAAAAUUAUGCAAUCAGACGACAGCAAGAGUUGCACCGAAUGAACACCUAGAUAUAAAUGCUGCAGCAUAGACAAACAACAAUAUCGACCAAACGAUCUACAUAAAUGAGAGCUUCACUCUUUUAAAAUUAAGCUAGAUUCCCCUCAUCAUAGUGAUCGCCAGUCUUAUGAUGCUACCCAAACACAUCACCUUCGGCGGUUCCUCCCUCUUUCUGUUUACUUUUUGCAUCCUGCUUUGUUUGUUGUCGUGGUUGUGUUUGGUUCUUACCGUACUUUUUCGUUUCCCAGGGCAACCAUUCGUGUGGAUAGAUUGGCGGUCGAAACUUUUGCUUGAAACAGGCAGGUCGAUUUUGUUGCAACAAGAGUAUCAAAUCCUGUAGUAAUGCAGUGGAUCUGGCGGCGUUGUUUUGGUUAUUGGAUGGCAUCAACUGUGGCAAUCGUACCAGGAGUCGCAAGAGAAAUUCGCAUCCAUACACGUCCAGUGGUGAAAUGGCACUGUUGUUGUUUUCUUGUUGAUGUCGU
Seminavis robusta is the source of this 2040-nucleotide messenger RNA. The record is from the annotation of a GenBank genome assembly. NCBI's taxonomy places the organism in Eukaryota, Bacillariophyta, Bacillariophyceae, Naviculales, Naviculaceae.